This is a messenger RNA of Gigantopelta aegis, 7583 nucleotides long. RefSeq lists its product as uncharacterized. NCBI's taxonomy places the organism in Eukaryota, Metazoa, Mollusca, Gastropoda, Neomphalida, Peltospiridae. The transcript is spliced from 12 exons. Gene Ontology annotation, molecular function: damaged DNA binding; 5'-3' DNA exonuclease activity. The record is from RefSeq and is a predicted model, not a curated record. The coding region runs from base 84 to 3935 and encodes 1283 amino acids. Gene Ontology annotation, biological process: interstrand cross-link repair; protection from non-homologous end joining at telomere; double-strand break repair via nonhomologous end joining.
UAAAUUGCUGUGGCAGUUUACUGAAUCAUGAAUUUUACUACAUGUACUUGAACUGGUAUCUGCGGUCUCAGUAACUUAGCACAAUGAGUGAAUUUGUAGGCCGUAUGAAGGAAUAUAGACAACUGUCAAUUGAUCGUUUUGAUGGCCAGAAUCUCAAAUCCACAGCCUUCUUUUUAUCACACUGUCAUAAAGAUCAUAUGACGGGCCUUGAUUCUCCAAGCUUCAUCGAACGACUGCGGUCGAGAACCGAUGUGUUUCUCUACUGCACUGAAAUCUCAAAGAUUCUCCUGUUAGCAGAAACUGUGUACAGACCUUUGGAGAAAUACAUAAAAGUGAUGACAUCUGAGGAAUGUGAGAGGAUAUCUGUACCAGACCCUGCGAGCUGUAGGAGUACUGAAAUUGUGGUAACACCAUUACCAGCUCUUCAUUGCCCAGGAUCAGUUAUGUUUUUGUUUGAAGGCGACGAGGGAACAGUUUUAUAUACAGGAGACUUCCGGUGGGAGACCAACCAUGCUAUCAGCAUCAAUGCAUUCAAAACAGGAGAAAGUUUGAAGGAAAUUGAAAGCAUGUACAUAGACACAACAUUCUGUGUGGAGAGUGCUUUUCAUUUCCCUAGCAGGAGGGAAUGCUGUGUUGUUUCGUGUAACAUUGUCAACGAUUGGUUGUCCAGAUCCAAUCAGCAUUACGUACACAUAACGUCAAGAACAACGUACGGUCAUGAACCGUUAAUGAAUGCCCUUCACCUUAGCACUGGUUACAAGGCAAGUGACAAUAUAAACUGCUUUUAUUUAGAAAAUCUUAUAUAUAGAGGCUAUUUCCUGGGUUUUUUUCGAAUACGAUUUUUAUGUCAACUCGUGAUGUGUGAAAACCAUAUAUUUAUGAAUUGCGAAGCAAUGAUCCAUGUGCCGGAAUGGAAGUUUGACGUGUACAGUCAGAUCAGUGAACUAUGUGAUGUGUUUACAACCAAUCCAACAACUAGAAUACAUGCUUGUAGUCCAGUGCGUGACAGGGCACCUGGCUCCAAGCUUCCCUGUGGUUUUAUUCCCAGCGAUGGCAGCGAGCUGAAGGUUCGAUCGAUCCGUCCGUCGACCAUGUUCUUCACAAUGGGCCACCACAACAUCAGCCCAGACAGCCUGCAUGUGGUUGGCCGCAGCCUGCACCGUGUCUGCUACUCCUUCCACUCAUCCUACAGCGAGAUCAGGGACAUUGUCAUGUACCUCAAACCGAAACGAGUCGUACCCAGUGUGAAGCCCCCUCCAGACAAAGACAUGAGUCAGGUUCAACAAAGACUGAACAAGUUCUUGAAGCUUCCCCAUCUGCUUCACUUCUCAUCUCCACAUAGAAAUCUGGGAAAACUUAAACAGAGGAGAACUUCCAAGUCUGUCAGCAAGAAAGAAUUAACAGACUCUGAAGAUCUGGUAUUUGACAGCCAGUCUCCUGUAAAAGCUUCCAAGGGUUUCAUCUUGAAAACACCCGAGAAAUCUGGAGGAGAAGAUGAUAAUGCUGUGGAUGUGACCACUCCAUCCAAGAUGGCCGACAGCCAAUUGAGCAGCUCGUACGAACCAAGCAUCGUCAGUGGAGAGGAGCUGAGUCUGGUGGAAUCAUCUGAAGAAGAAAACGAAGAGGCAGAUGGUGGAGACUCAGAAGAGUCUUUGCGUCUGUACGUCAGUGGUGACGAGGAAGUGGAUGAGGAUGAGCGGGUGUCCACACUUGACUUUACACAGAGUUCUCAAGAGGACAGUCAGAAGAGGACAGGGGCCAGUGCAUGUAGUGAUGAAGGAGGAAGAGAACCGUCACAAGAAACAGACAGACUUGAAAACAAAAUGAACGGAAUUCUGCCAGAGCAAAGUAGGUUGGCAAACCAGGGUGGUGGUGAUAUGAGUAUUUCUUGCAUCAAUACAGAAAGUAGUCGUGGUGGUGGUACUGAUGAAAAUGACUUGGAGUCUUUCUCAGUCAAAGACAAAAUUCAAGAUGAUGAUCAUGAUGAUGAUAAAAAUAGUGUUACAGUCAAAGGAAAAAAUAAUGAUGAAAAUAGUAUGUUAGAUUUCUCAAGUAAAGACCAAAAUUGUGAGGAUGAUGAUGAAAAGAGAUUAGCAGGUUUUGCGACCAAAAGAAACAAUUAUAAUGAUGAUGAUGAUGAUGAAAAUAGUGCAUUAGAUUUCACAAAUAAAGACAAAAAUUGCGGUGAUACUAUGGAAAAUAGUGGGGCACCUUUGUUAAUCAAAGACAGAAAUCAAGAAGAUGAAAAGAGUGUAGCAGGUUUUGCUACUAAAGAAAACAAUCAAGCUGAUGAUGAAAGUAAUGCAGUAGAUUUUUCAGGUAAAGACAGAAAUCCCUAUGACCAAUAUGGUUGUGAUAAUGAAAAUAGGGUCACAGCAGUUUCCGUAAUUGACAGUAAGAAUGAUGACAAUAAUCAAAAUAAAAAGGAAUCUCGUGGAAACAAAGAUGUGGAAUUAACUAGCGCUGAAUCAUUAGAAAAAAGUAAAGAUUCUGAAAAGGCCAAGGAUGUUAUUUCUUCCAGGAAAGAAGAUGCAACACAUGAGUCAAGUAUUUUUGAUAGAGUUGAAGAACAUUCUGGAAAACAGAGAUCAAUAGAAGAAUCUGGUGUCGCUGAUCAAGCAUGUGUUCUGCCCAGUGGUUCUAAUGUGUCUUUAGAUAGCACAACAAAAACAGCUCUGGAUGUUGUUUCCAAUAGCACUGUGAAAUCCGAUAUCAAAAAGAAAUCACUUUCUGAAAGGACUAAUAGUUUUGAUCUGUUUGAAGAAGAUACUGGAGAACAAAUGGAAGAAAGCCAGGGUUUUGAUCUUGGAUGUCUGCCGACAGACACUAAAUCAAAUGAUGACAUAAAAACCAACUUGAAGGCAGGGGACAGUGAGGGAUUUAGUCAAUGUUCAGAUGGUCCUGGGGAUGGGUUACAUAAACGGACCAAUACUACUAAGGAGGACCUCAAGGGUGAUUUUGCUGGAGAAGAUUGCAAGUCAUCUCUGGGUGUGGUGGGGCAGGUUGAAUCGGAAGCCAAUCAAACGGGUGAUUCAUCAGAUUAUUCAAAAAAUGGAGAGCACAAUACUGAAUCAAAAACUAAUUUAGACAUCAGUGUUAGCAGUAAUGACAGUUUAUGUGAUGAUCAGUUAAAAAAGAACCCAGAAAAUAUACAGACUAAGUCAGUUACUUACAAACCAAAUGUUAAUUUAAGUGGUGAUGUUAUGGACUUGAGCACUGAGGUAAGGAUAUCUGAGAAAACAGCACAUUCACCUUCCAAGGAAAAAGGACAGCUGUCAUCCAGAGAUCCAACACAAGAUGAAGGUGGCACAAUUGGAGAUGAUGCUUAUGGACAUAGUAAAAAAAGUAAAGAACAUGCUAGUAAUUCUGAUAGCACUACAGAUGAUCAGAAUUCUAGACUGACAUCGUGUCCAAUGGGCAAGUCAGCAUCUUGUGUGUCACAUCUAGAGCAAGAUUGUGAAGAAGACUAUAAUGAUGACAGCGACGUUGUAAUAAUUGAUCUUAGUGACUCUGAUUCACAAGAACCUCCACCUAAGAGAUGGAAAGAGAGUUCCAGGACUGAAUCGGACGGAUUCAUCCACAGUGCACGUGCAUCAACCAGUCGAAACCGGUCCGUGCUGGACCACCUGGAGAAAUUGAGGACCGUGUUGCACAACGGGCAGGAAUCAGACAGCGAUCUCACCCAGCCGCCCAGUCAGAACUCAUGCAGUGGCUUCUACAGCGACAGCGAUGUUCAGAUUAUAUCCGAUGAUGAUGAGGAAGAAGAUUACCAUGGGCAGAAUUUUGAUGUGCACGGUUCAGAGCACGAGAUGUCAACUGGCUGGCAUAAUGCUGGGCUUUGUGGGAACAGUCGUGUGAUGAGGUCAAACCAGAGGUUUGAUGAUGAUGAGGAUGAUGAGGAUGUCUGCAUUGAUCUCACUGGAGAUGAUGAUUAAGAUCAUCCUUCACUUCAUACUAUUCCCCUUGGUGGUGUAUAAUCCUGUUUUGCACGUACUUCUGGCUUUCAUAAAGUCUUUUAUCUCGUCUUUAAACUAUAACUUGGCAGGCAGAUUAAGACGCCUAACCCAGGAGAGUGUAUUUUAACUCUUGUAUGUGAUGAUAGCCAUUUAUUAUACCACCACCAUCCUAUUUCACAGUGAAUCUGGUCUAUAGAAGUCCUCAAAGACCGUUCAUCUGUAAAUAUAUACUGAUGGAAAGAAAUAUGGGAACAUGUGGUAUUGUAGACCAAAUGUAGUUCACUACUAGCAUAGUAAUGUCUGUAUAACAACACAAAGAUGUCAUAUGGGAUUGACUGUCUGUGAUGUGAAUUGAAUGUAAGGAACACAGGUAGGCUAUCUUCCUGAUACAUUUGUACUAUGGAUGAGGGUUCUGGUUGCUGUCAUUGUUUGCUGUAUUUGUUUAUGUGCUCCCUUAUUUCUUUCCAUCAGUAUAUAUCUGGAUAGUUGCAGAACUAACUUGAAAUUCAUUGUUACCAGAGUGAUAACGUAAUAAACUUGGGAUACUGUGUAUUGUAUACUUAAACGGCAGAUUGUUUUUACAGACUUUCAAGUCCACAAAGACAGGGUUUGACAAAUCCACUAACCCUCGGUCCUGGCUAGUGAAUGUUUGGUCUGGGCUAGUGGAAAUGGUCACCUGGAUUACUAUAAUACAUAGGGCACUAGCCAAAGCUUGUGUGAGGGCUAGUAACUGUCUCAAGAAUGUCUCAUUUUGAGAAAAAUAUUGGUCCGAAUUUAUGAAGCCUGUUUUUGUUAAAUGCAGGUGCUUAAGCAUUGUAAAUGUAUAUAGUUACACGCGUAUCAGUCUAAAACAGACUUUGGAAACUUGGCCCUAUAUCUUUAUGUAUAUACCACGUAGUUUAUAUCAAUGAUAUAAGCAGAUUUAAUCCAUUUUGGGGUAACCUUGCACAGUAUGUCAAACAAGCAAUUUGUGUGGUUAUAUUCUCCCAUUGUGGAUGUGAAAGAGUUGUAUAAAAACACUUUUCAAUUAGGUUAUGGUGUUCUACUUUUCAAACAUCACAGUAAAGUCCAGCAUUUAUUAAAUUUCUUAAAUUCAUGACGAGAUAUAUUUAUUAUUAUUAUUUAAUGUUAAAAUAGUGCAUCUGGAUAUAAUUAUGUUGCAUUAAUACUGCGCUAGUAUCAUAUUGUAAUUUGUAAUUUAAAUUGUCUUUAUUGAAAAUAUGUUGUGUCAUAUGCACGGUCAAAGAAGAAAAACAGGAUGUGGUAACUAACACAAUAUUUAUUUGAUAGAAAAAGGCCAUGAUCAAUGCCCUUUUUAGUUUAAAAGUGCCAUUUUUGCAAACAUUAGCAUGCUGUCAUUUUAAAAACUAAAGCUGUAUCCUAACCGGCCAUGAGUGAUUAUUUUAGAAAUCGUAGCUUUCAGUUGCCGCAUCCUAACUGCACGCAUGCAACGUGACAUAAUUAUCUGUCGCACUGUAUGCGUGCGGUUAGGAUACUAAUGUUUGCACCCCUCCACUCAUUCUAGGGUCCUGUAAAAUAGCAUACACAAAGGUGUGGUGUUUUUUUUAAUUCAUCAUUGGAUUGAUGUGACUAUAAGUAAAAUGUUACAUGAAUGCAUUUCAUAAUAAAUAAUGCAAUAAUCAUAUGUUUCACUUCCUUGGGAUUGAUCUCGUCUCGGGAUCGGUCACUGGCAAAGUCAGAGGUCGAGCCCGAACAGUGGCGUAGCGUGGGCGGGGCCACCGGGGUGGUUGCCCCAGGCGCAAAAUUCUGGACUGGUGGAAGGGACUCUGGGAGUGCUAACGGUCCACUGGUUAGGAGGCGCAAUACUUGCCUUGCCCCAUGGCGCUGACAACCCAUGCUACGCCACUGAGCCCGAGAUGGGUGUGCCUGAACCUUAAGUGGAUAGAGGCACGUUAAAGAGUACCAAUACCCAUACCCUUGGGAUUGAGAGCACAUAAUGUUAACUGACAUACGUGCACGUAGGUUAAAAUACACCCUUAGAUGCAGAUUAGUUAAAUAUUUCAUGAUGUGUGGAAAAAAUUGAAAUUUCACCUCACUCAUUGACUAAAAAAUAGUCUUUGUCUGUGUAUGAUAGUGUACAUGUAUAUGUAUCAGUUUAAAAAACAAAACAAAGCCAGGAUCGUGCUACUACAUGUAUCCAUAGUUUAUAAUUUAUUAACAAUUCUUCUACUAUGGGGAGUAGAUCAUUGUAAUAACAUAAUUGUUUUAAAAUGUUAUGUAUAAUCAUGUGAAAAACUCAGAAACUAUUUAUGAAUGUGUUGUGCUGUGUUUACAGGGUACGUAGUGGUCUUUAAACUCAGAAACUAUUUAUGAAUGUGUUGUGCUGUAUUUACAGGGUACGUAGUGGUCUUUAAAUUCCUUGAAAGUCUUUGAAUUUGAAAACAAUAAUUUUUAGGUCUUUUAAAGUCUUUGAAUUGUAAUAAAAGUUUUUAAAAGUCGUUAAAUUCUCACAAAUCAUAGCCAAAGCAAUGAUGAUAUCUUUUACAGCUGCAUGCAUUUGAUAUUUUCCACUUACUGGUACAAGGUUUAAUUUGUCAUGUUGCAUGUGAAAAAGCUAAUUUUUUUGCCGCAAUGUAAACAAACUGAUUUUGUCUUUUUUCUAUUGUCUCUGACCGCUGUGUAAAAGUCUUUGAAAGUCUUUGAAAUUGGCAUGUAAAAGUCUUUGAAAGUCUGAAUUUGUUUGGUCUUUAAGACCAUGACUCCUGAUUUAUUCAAUCCAUUGCCAUUCAUAUGAAUGUCCGUAAUAAUAAACAUGAAAAAUUAUAAUAUGGAAUCCAGUAAUAAAUUUAUAAUUGAGAUUUCAGUUUUCACUCUUGUCAACAUGGCAGUUUUGUUUGUUAUUUUAACAUGUUUGUAUUGUUUGUAAUAUGACAUUGUAUAUAUAUGUGGUCCCAGUUUCAAAAUAAUUUUACAUUAUUAUGUACACAUUUAAUAUAUUGUCUUACAUUGUGAUUGAUUGAUUUAUUUGAUUCACAUAUUACAUAGAUUUAAUUUAUAUAUUUAUUUCUUGAUUUGUGACAACUAUGCAGUUCAAAAAUAUAUGUCAGAACAUUUUGUUAAAGUAAAAUAAAAUAAAUUUGUCUCUUUUUUUUGUGUGUGCCUGUGAUUAAAUAAAUGCUUUGAAUCAUUGGCUGCAGCAUUAUUACCUGGUAAUACUGCCAUUCCACUGCGCAAUGGAAAAAGCUGGAUGUCUCUGUUUGUGUGUAUGUUGUCCAAUAAAUACUGAUCUGCUUCAUGAAUUUCAUUAGAAAUUUUCUACAUUUCAAAUAGUUUCCAAGUUUUAUAUAUUUGUAAAUUACAAAAUGUUUUGGUGGGGUUUUUUUUGACACACACUGUCACAGGUAUGUAAAAUUAUAAACCUAUUAAUUUAAUGACUGACAAUAUUAAAUGUUAUUAGAAUUUAUCCUGCAACCACUGUUUCUAUUUACAGAUGAUGAUGAUGUAUAAAGCAAAGUCAUAUGUGACGUCAGACGCAUAUCCUACAAAUUACAAAAUCGCUCAUUUGACCUCUAGGUCAUCGAACAAUGUGGCUAAAAUAACAGAAAUAAUAGCUUUUCCCCUUAAUUUUAAUUUGUAUGGUCUGCAGGAUAAAGAUAAUAACUAGUU